This is a messenger RNA of Acanthosepion pharaonis, 624 nucleotides long. Lineage: Eukaryota; Metazoa; Mollusca; Cephalopoda; Sepiida; Sepiidae. The record is from the annotation of a GenBank genome assembly.
AUGGCUGUUUUGAAGCGGAAGGAAUGGUCUUCGUUUCCAUGCCCCGAACGUGAAGUUCAACUUGGCUUUGUUUUGGCUUGUGGGCAAUCAUUUAGAUGGACAGAGGUUUGUCCAGUUCAAACUUUGGCUGCUGAAGGAGUUGAAGAAAAACUGAAAGAGUUGGGAUUUGGUUAUCGUGCUAAAUACAUUAACAAAACUGCCCAGUACAUUAACUCAAUGAAAGAAAGGGAAAAUUGGCUCCAUAACCUUCGAUCUGAACCAUAUGAAGAUGCUAAAAAACAACUUCAAGAAAAAUUAAAAGGUGUUGGGCCCAAGGUAGCAGACUGUGUGUGUUUGAUGUCAUUGGAUAAGCCUGGAGCCAUUCCUGUAGACACCCAUAUUCAACAAAUUGUUUCCAGGGAUUACUCACUUAGACUCAGAGAUAAAACAUUGACUAAAAGAAACUAUGAUGAAAUAGGAAAACAUUUUCGAGAUCUAUUUGGAAAAUAUGCUGGCUGGGCACAAGCAGUUUUGUUUGCUGCUGAAUUGAGGAGAUUCAAGAAAAAUGAUCCAGGUCUAAAGAAAGAAAUUCCAACAGUCCCAGAGAAAAAAAGAAAGAAAACUAAAAAGAAAGAAACAAAAUAA